AUGUCUGCUACCGCUGCCCAACAUCACACCGACCACGCCAACACGGCCACGGCCGGUGCCACCAACGGCCACUAUAGCAAUGGCAACAGCAACGGUAACUCUGCUGAUCCAAAAGCCGACCUGGAGAAGGCUACCUCCCACAUGACUCACGACGAGCGGCACGCCGCCGUCCAUGCCGCCCGCUUCGGAUACGGUCCCUUGGCUCAUAUGCGAUCCACUGCUGAGACCAUGCUCCCUGCCUUCGGUGGUGAGUUCCAGCCUGGUCUUUACAAAGGCGUCGAGGGCCGCAAGUUCGCCAACCCUGCGCCUCUUGGUCUGUCCGCUUUCGCCCUGACCACGUUCGUCCUGUCUCUCAUCAACAUGGGCACUCUCGGUCUCAGCGAGCCCACCAUCAUCAUUUCUCUGGCUUUUGCGUACGGCGGUCUCGUUCAGCUACUCGCUGGCAUGUGGGAAAUGGCCGUUGGCAACACCUUCGGUGCGACCGCGCUCUCCUCUUACGGUGGCUUCUGGAUCGCCUUUGCCAUUCUGCUUACACCUGGCGGCUUCGACAUUGAGCCUACCCUGGAAGAAAGCGAAGGCGCCGCUGGUCUACUCAACAAUAUCGGUCUUUUCCUGAUGGGCUGGUUCAUCUUUACCUUCAUCCUCCUGAUCUGCACCCUCAAAUCCACUGUGGCCUUCUUCUUCCUCUUCUUCACUCUGGACUUGGCCUUCCUCCUCCUCGGCAUCGGCUACCUCCGCAACUCCGGCGGUCACCCCAACUCCGGCUGCAUCAAAGCGGGUGGCGCAUUCGGCAUCCUUGCUGCAUUUGCUGCCUGGUACAACGCUCUGGCCGGUAUCGCCGAUACUAGCAACUCGUUCUUCAUCAUUCCCGUUGUCCACUUCCCCUGGUCUGAGACUGGCAAGCAGCAGCGCCGCAAGACCACCGAGCACACCGCUUAA
This is a messenger RNA of Cyphellophora europaea CBS 101466, 939 nucleotides long. RefSeq lists its product as uncharacterized. The record is from RefSeq and is a predicted model, not a curated record. Gene Ontology annotation, molecular function: acetate transmembrane transporter activity. Bases 1 to 939 code for a protein of 312 amino acids. Lineage: Eukaryota; Fungi; Ascomycota; Eurotiomycetes; Chaetothyriales; Cyphellophoraceae. Gene Ontology annotation, cellular component: plasma membrane. The transcript is spliced from 3 exons.